AUGAUGAAGCACCUCUUGCUCAACCCGCUGCUCCUCGGCUCCCUCGCCUCAGCCCCGGCCUCGGCAAUCCUCACCUGCCGCCCCGAGGGUCCCGUCUUGCCCAAGCCGCGCCUCCGGGACUGGCCGCCCUUGCAAGCCGCCGCCGCCAACUUGACCCGCGCCCUCGACGCCGUCGCCGUCUCCCAGACCGCACCCGCCGGCUGGCCCGUCGCCAACGUCUCCUUCUCCGUCGCCAUCGUCUCGCGCGACCAGGGCGACGCGGGGAUCCCGCUGUGGGAGUACCACCACCUGGCCGCCGCCAACGUCAGGGGUACCAGCACCCUCGACCGCGACGCCCAGUAUCUCAUCGGCUCCGUGUCCAAGGUCGUCUCCGACUACAUCCUGCUCAAGAGUCCCCUCGACCUGGACGCUCCCGUGACGAGGUACCUUCCCAGGCUUGGCAGCUCCUCCUCUCUUGUGCGGUGGGAGGACGUGAGUCUGAGGAUGCUCGCGUCGCAACUCUCGGGGGCUCCCACAAACUAUGGCUUCUCCGAGUUCUACUACCUGAAGGACGUCUUCCGCGCGUACGGUUUUCCACACAUCGAGGACGCGGCCUAUCCCCCGUGCGGCGUCAUAGCUCUCAACGGGCCCUGCUCUCAAGAUGACUUUUUCAAGGGCAUGGCCGAGUCGAACCCCGUCGUGGCGCCCAUGGAGCGACCAGCUUACUCCAACAUUGCAUUUACCAUCUUGGCCCUGGCCAUCCAAGAGGUGACGGGCAAGAACUAUUCGCAGCUAGUCGACGAGCUGGUCGCCAAGCCGCUGCGCCUCCGCAACACGAUGCCCUCCCCCGGCGACGACGCGAGGGCUGUCAUCCCGCCGGGAGAGAGCAGUUGGGGCGUCGACUAUGGCAACAACGCACCCGGCGGCGGACUCGUGUCUUCGCUCGCAGACCUGUCGAGGCUCGCCCACGGCAUCCUCGCCCGCUCUAUCGAUCUCACGCCCAGUCAAACCCGCCAAUGGCUCAAACCGCAGGCCUACAGCGGCGGCUACAGCGCCGUCGGCAUGCCCUGGGAGAUCUUCCGGCCGCACAACCUCACGCCCAGGCAUCCGCAUCCCGUCACCGUCCUCGGCAAGGGCGGCGGCGCCCAGUCGUAUCACAGCCAGUUCUCAAUCGUAGACGAGUACGGCAUCGGGUUCAUCGUCCUCUCUGCGGGGUCCAUGGACGCCGCCUUGCUCCUCUACGACGCUUUGCUCGGCACCUUUGUCCCCGCGGCCGACGGGGCGUCCAGGGAGCAGGCAGAGGAGCAGUACGCGCGCACGUUCAAGGCCGGAGUGUGUGCCAACAGCAGCGAGCUCGAGGUGACUUUUGACCUGGACCAAGACUCUCUGCGAGUAUUGUCAAUGCGAAGCAACGGCUCCGACAUGCUCGAGGCCCUGACAAAGGUCUGGUCCCUCACCAUGGGCCAGUUCAUGGGCAACCUGAGCCCUGCCGCCCGCCUCUUCCCCACAGAGCAGGAUCAGGAGGCAACGCUGCGCGGCAGGCCUGUCACCCGCGAGGUGUGGCGCCUCUGGCCCGAGCUGGGUCCAGCAGCCAAGUCCCAUCUUCCCAGCUCCGGCACCAUGGCCGAUGAUUGCCUUUCGUGGACGCUCGCGGACUGGGUGCAUUACGGGGGCGAGCCCCUGGACAGGUUCCUCUUCUACAAGGACGCCCAGGGCCGCGUGGUCGGUUUCGAGGCUCCGUUUCUGCGGUCGGGCAUCUUGCCGCCCGCCGGGGAGAAAGGCCUCUGCUGA
This is a messenger RNA of Hirsutella rhossiliensis, 1770 nucleotides long. RefSeq names its product beta-lactamase domain-containing protein. Bases 1 to 1770 code for a protein of 589 amino acids. The transcript has 4 exons. The record is from RefSeq and is a predicted model, not a curated record. Lineage: Eukaryota; Fungi; Ascomycota; Sordariomycetes; Hypocreales; Ophiocordycipitaceae.